This is a messenger RNA of Oppiella nova, 283 nucleotides long. The record is from the annotation of a GenBank genome assembly. Lineage: Eukaryota; Metazoa; Arthropoda; Arachnida; Sarcoptiformes; Oppiidae.
UGUCUCACAUCGGACUCCAGUUCUGGUGUCAGAGACUUCAUAGCCAGACAUUACCCGCGAGUGAAGCAAACGAAUCCCGAUCUUCCAGUUCUUGUACGCGAGGCCACAGGAAUUGAGCCCAAAGUGUGGGCACGCUUUGAAUACGGUCGCGAAUCCAAUGCCUCUCUCGCGGGACUCAAUGGAGACCAAGUGUUGCAACAAAUCCAAGAUAUCCUCAAAUCAGACAAAUCAUAGCUCUUCUCAAGUGUCACACAUUUAGACUAUUAUUCAAUUGAUUUAGACC